GCCGAGUGAGAGCGGACAUGUCCGAUGCAGCUUGGUGCUUGAGUUUGACAAGUGGGCUGUGUCUGUCUGCGCGCACACAUUUGUUUCCGAAGCAACCCUGAAGUGGAGAGCGGCUUUAUUUCUCGUGAGGAGCCCAGACAUGACACGACUGAGGAUGCUUUGUGUUAUCUUGGCACUGUUUAUUAGCCAGUGCGCCGCCGUCAUAAGGGUUCCGCUGUAUAAAACCAGAAGUCUGCGCCGCCUCAUGAGCGACAAUGGGAGGACUGUGGAAGAACUCCGGGCUCUGGCCCAGAGUGCUGGAGCUCCGGACAGCGGCCCACCCCCCAGCUUACCCGUGGAGAGGCUGACCAACUUCAUGGAUGCCCAGUACUACGGCGUUAUCAGCAUCGGCACCCCUCCGCAGAACUUCACCGUCCUGUUUGACACCGGCUCCUCCAACCUCUGGGUCCCGUCCAUCCACUGCUCUUUCUUUGAUCUGGCCUGUUGGGUUCAUCAUCGGUACAACUCGAAAAAGUCCAGCACGUACGUUAAGAAUGGCACAGAGUUUGCUAUACGAUACGGCAGAGGCAGCUUGUCUGGCUUCAUCAGUGAGGACACCGUGUCGGUUGCAGGUCUAUCUGUGUCCGGUCAGCAGUUUGGAGAAGCAGUGAAGCAGCCUGGCAUCACCUUUGCCGUUGCACGGUUCGACGGGGUUUUGGGGAUGGCGUACCCCUCCAUAUCAGUGGCCAACGUCACGCCGGUGUUUGACACAGCCAUGGGUGCCAAGCUGCUGCCCCAGAACAUUUUCUCUGUCUAUAUCAGCAGGGACCCCAAAGCAGCAGUGGGAGGAGAGUUGGUGCUGGGUGGGUUGGACCCGCAGUACUACACUGGAGACCUGCACUAUGUUAACGUGACCAGAAAGGCCUACUGGCAGAUCGGCAUGAACAGAGUUGAUGUGGGGAACCAGUUGACCCUCUGCAAAGCCAGUUGCCAGGCAAUUGUGGACACAGGAACGUCUCUCAUUGUUGGUCCGUCAGAGGAAAUCAGAGCGCUGAACAAAGCUAUUGGAGCUCUGCCUCUGCUGAUGGGAGAGUACUUGAUUAACUGUAAGAAGAUUCCAACUCUUCCUGUUAUCUCAUUCAACAUCGGAGGGAAGACGUUCAACUUGACCGGGGAGGAUUAUGUCAUGAAGGAGUCUCAGUUGGGAAUGUCCAUCUGUCUGUCUGGGUUCAUGGCCAUGGAUAUCCCACCUCCGGCCGGGCCCCUGUGGAUCCUGGGAGACGUGUUCAUAGGGAAGUACUACACCGUGUUUGACCGGAGCGCAGACCGAGUCGGGUUUGCUGCUGCCAAGUAGGAGACAGAUGGAACGUGUUAAAAAGAUUCUUCCAACUAGUAAUUAGACUAAAAUGGGAGCUGAUCACCGCAAUUUAAACAUCACAGCAAGAAAUGCUGGAAUUUCUCGUCUGGUUUUUGAAGUUUAUCCAACGUGCGGACCACUAAAGAUGCUGCAUUAAUGUUUAGAUAAAUCAGCCGUGUCUGUUUUUGUGCUAUUUGUUGCCACCACAGUGGGAUGCUGCUUUAUUUUUUUCCGCUUUAACGUUUUAUAGUUGUCCUGGCAGAUUUCAAACUAUGGACUUUAUUUGCACUGCUUGAAA
Messenger RNA from Fundulus heteroclitus (mummichog), 1634 nucleotides. RefSeq names its product napsin A aspartic peptidase (gene napsa). Bases 140 to 1333 code for a protein of 397 amino acids. The record is from RefSeq and is a predicted model, not a curated record. Lineage: Eukaryota; Metazoa; Chordata; Actinopteri; Cyprinodontiformes; Fundulidae. The transcript has 9 exons. Gene Ontology annotation, cellular component: lysosome. Gene Ontology annotation, biological process: proteolysis. Gene Ontology annotation, molecular function: aspartic-type endopeptidase activity.